Molecule: messenger RNA, 3018 nt
Organism: Entelurus aequoreus (snake pipefish)
Lineage: Eukaryota; Metazoa; Chordata; Actinopteri; Syngnathiformes; Syngnathidae
Product: estrogen-related receptor gamma-like
Exons: 9
Coding region: 430-1740 (436 amino acids)
Biological process (GO): regulation of DNA-templated transcription
Cellular component (GO): nucleus
Molecular function (GO): zinc ion binding; nuclear steroid receptor activity; sequence-specific DNA binding
Source: RefSeq, a predicted model, not a curated record
GGAUCAGCCGAGAGCCAAUCGGUCACUGGCUCGGCGUCGAGGAGGAGGAGGGUGGAGGCUGUUCAAAUCGUGUGGCCGGACCUUGACUGGAGGCCGUCUUUGCUCAGGCACCCAGCCAGAGAGUCACAACACUGUGAACUGUAGAGGGAAAGAAAAAACGUGAUAGCGGGAUGAUGAGAGGAAGCGAGUAGAGCCGAGAAAAAAGAAGGAGACCUUUUUCUGCACAUACUCAGAGCAUGGUGGCAUAAGAGCCCCAUGGAUUUAGUCGACCUCUACCUCCAUGAAUGCUUCACCUACCACCCAGACACAGACUCCAAGCUCAUCAGCCUGACUGAAGGCCCUUAGGCCUGACUGGAAGUACCGCUGAUCCUCCUUGAUCGUCUCCUGCUGCCUCAUUAGGAAUAACUCGUCCUCAGAGAUCCUGGUAGAAUGUCCGUAAGGGGCCUGGACCCCACCUGUACCUCCUCCAUAAAGCGGGAGCCCUCCAGCCCCAGCUCCCAGGGAGACGCCAGCCCGGCUCAGCCCAGUCCCGGUAGCUCUUCGUCGGACACCAACUCCAGCUACGGGCCCCUUAUUAAGGGCCACGUCCACACCAAUGAACUGGACUCACCGGGUCCUUACGGGCGUACGACGGGGUCGUCUGACAAUGGAGGACCUAACAGGAGGUUCGUGGAGGAGGAGGCCCAAGUGAAAUGUGAAUUCCUCCUGGGCUCCGUGGCCAAGCGUCUGUGUCUGGUGUGCGGCGACGUGGCGUCGGGCUACCACUACGGCGUGGCUUCGUGCGAAGCCUGCAAGGCUUUCUUCAAGAGAACCAUUCAGGGUAACAUUGAGUACAGCUGCCCGGCAUCCAACGAAUGUGAGAUCACUAAGCGGAGGAGGAAGUCGUGCCAGGCGUGUCGCUUCGUCAAGUGUCUGGCCGUGGGCAUGCUCAGGGAAGGUGUUCGUUUGGAUCGUGUUCGAGGUGGCCGCCAAAAGUACAAGCGGAGAAUCGACAGUGAGAACAGUCCGUAUCUUCACCUGCAGCACGUUCUUCCACAGAAGAAAAGCUUCAGCACAGUUGGAGACAACAAAGUGGUGGCCCUGCUCCUGCUGGCUGAGCCAGACGCCAUCUUCGCCAUGCCGGAUCCAACAGUGCCGGAGAGCGACAUCAAGGCUCUGACCACUCUGUGCGACUUGGCCGACAGAGAACUGGUGGUCAACAUCGGCUGGGCCAAACACAUCCCAGGCUUUCCAUCGUUGUCGCUGGCAGACCAGAUGAGUCUUCUGCAGAGCGGCUGGAUGGAGAUUCUGAUCCUGCGGGUGGUUUUCCGCUCGCUGGCGCUGGAGGACAAGUUGGUCUAUGCCGAGGACUACGUGAUGGACGAGGAGCAGUCCAAGAUGGCUGGACUACUGGACCUCAACAAUGCCAUCCUGCAGCUGGUCAAGAAGUGCAAAGCCGUCGGGCUGGACAAGGAGGAGUUUGUGCUGCUUAAGGCCAUCGCGCUCGCUAACUCGGACUCUGUGCACAUUGAGGACUCGGACGCGGUCCAGAGACUCCAGGACGUCCUCCAUGGGGCCCUGCAGGAGUAUGAGGCCGCCCGGCACCCGCAGGACCCUCAACGGCCGGGCAAGCUGAUCAUGAGCCUCCCUCUCCUGCGCCAGACGGCCGCUCGCGCCGUGCAGCACUUCUGCGGCGUCAAACAAGAGGGCCGCGUGCCCAUGCACAAACUUUUCCUGGAGCUGCUGGAAGCCAAAGUCUGAGGGAAGUCUCGGCUUUGACUUCAUUGGUUUUUAUGUUUGAUGCAACAGGAAGUUGGUGAGGCUGCAGCCAUGUUUGCAGUGAGUCGCCUUCUAGUGGACAGUGACAGAAAAACAGCCUUCCAGGGAUACAUGCCAAACAAACAAAGAAGCAUCUUUUCCGAUACUUGAAGACCCUUGUGGACCAUCUUGUCCUUCUGGAAGCCUCCUCAGAUGCAUUCUGUACUUGUUCCUUACGGAGUAAAGCUAAAGUGUCUCCUCUUUCUUUCAGGAAACCAGCAAACGUAAUCAGCAAGGACAUUUUCAGGGAAAGAAACAUGAUAUUUAUUUAAAAAAUGUGUAUCUACUUAUGAAGGCUGGAAUCAAAUUUUUCAUGUGAUUUUCUUUUUAAAAUAUAUAAACUUAUCAGCACUAAUAGUGUCUCAUCUAAAUGAACUUAAAGAUCCAAACAAACAUUCAAUCGAUAAUUAAUUAUAUCAUAAUGUUUAUGCCUUUAGUAGGCUUUCAUACAAAAAGCACAAUGCUGGAAUUAGUUUAAAAAAAAAAUUGCUUUAAAAAAUAAAGAAAAAAUUGCUUGAAAAAUAAAAAUAUAUAAAUUAUUUGGUUAUAUAAUUAACCAUAAAGUUGGAUUAUUUAUUUGGCAAAUUAUACAAACACAAUUUUUUUAAUGAUAAAAAGAACAAAUUACUUACACAAAAUAAAUGAAAGAAAUACAUACCUUAACGGUUUAAAAAAAAACAACUAAAUAUUAUCGAUACUAUAUACAUACCAAUAAAAAUAAAAGGUGAUACUGUAACAGAAAAUAAGAAAAAAAGAAAAAAACUUUAGGAUAAAAUAUCUAGAAGAAAUAGCCCAAACAAAACAAUACCGGUAAUUGCUUUAAAUUUCUGUAUUUCGAUGCAUUUGUCCGCCAUGUUUAUGAACAGAGGGACAUCUGUUUGCUGUUUGCUUGCAAACAAUGCAAAUGCAAUAUAGCGCUUACAUUUUUGUACAAUAUCCUACUAAAUUUCGAGCGGGAAAACGUGGACCUCCGUGUGUGAACUACUUGUCUUCGUAGCCGCAAUGAAAAGUGGUGUCAAACGUUUGGUUGUUUUUUGCUCGUGUGUCCGCUCUUAGUGUGCUUUGUGUGCAGAACCACGGGAGGAAGGACUCAUAAUGUGCUCAUAUAUAAUUAGAUGCAAAAUAAUGCUCAAGAUUUUGAUGCUAUGCACUGAAUUUUUACGCCAUGUCUGAAGUGUUUGUUUCUCAGGUGCAGAUUUGGGCAGCAAUAAAGAAGCGUCU